This is a messenger RNA of Cryptomeria japonica (Japanese cedar), 3574 nucleotides long. Its product is annotated as BEL1-like homeodomain protein 4. Gene Ontology annotation, biological process: regulation of transcription by RNA polymerase II. Bases 913 to 3249 code for a protein of 778 amino acids. The transcript has 5 exons. Gene Ontology annotation, molecular function: DNA-binding transcription factor activity, RNA polymerase II-specific; RNA polymerase II cis-regulatory region sequence-specific DNA binding. NCBI's taxonomy places the organism in Eukaryota, Viridiplantae, Streptophyta, Pinopsida, Cupressales, Cupressaceae. The record is from RefSeq and is a predicted model, not a curated record.
GAGUUGAAUAGAAAAAAGGGCUGCUGAUGGGUUUGUUUUUGUGGGUUGUGCGGAGCCCGAGUAUUUUUUUGGCUCUGGAGAUAGGGAAUUGAAUUGAAUUGAUUGCUAUGUAAGGUUGAGGAGGAAGAAAAAUAUAGUUUUUUUUUCAGUUUUUGUGAUUUAUCUGCACGGGAGAAUUAGGUCAAUGUCGGGCUCGGGAAUCGAGGUUCAGAUGGCUCUUGUGUUAUUCUGUCUGUGUGUGCUCUGAGAAAGAGACCUUUCCUCGUUUGCCCACAAAUUCCCAUCUCAUGAGGAGGCAUGUUGUGUUAAAUUCUGAAUAGCUAGCAGUACUAGUGUUGUUGUUGGUAUUGUUAUUAUUAUUAUAUGGUUUCUGCAUUUGGAGGACUGCGUGGGAUUCUCUGGUCAGAGAGACAACGAUAUCUCAGUCUCUCUGUGUUUUUGUGCUUGCCCAAAUUCCCACCAGCCUAGCCGCCCUUUUUCUCUUUCCGAUUCCCAGGAAGUGGGCACCAAAUAAAGAGUUUUGUUGGCACGGUCACAUGGGUGAUUUCGACCAUUCCCUGGAGCACACGCUGGCGGUGACUGUGUAAUAAAACCUGCAAUAAUAUACAUUUUGUUGGGUUGCCUCCCAUUAGGUAUGACCAUGAGCGUCCGUGUGUUCUUAUUUACAGCAGCGCUAAUGGCGCCUGUGAUGAUUGGGAGGUCUCGAGUUCGAAUCCCGGGGAUGGCUCGGUUAUGGAUUGAGUGAGUCACGGUCAGGUUCUGUUUUGAAAUGGGAUCGGAUGAUGACAGAUGUGUUGAACCCAGAGAUCUGGAACUGAAACGGGUGUGAGUGGUUUGUUGAACUGAAUGACGUUGUGAAACAAGAAAUUGGGAGCAGCACAGACGAGUUCUUUAGAAAUCGUUACGAUUUUCAUGUCACAACAGACGAGAAGGUUUUCUGCAGAGGCAGGCGUAGUGGCCGAGAUGCCCGGCGUGUAUACCGCAGGCCCACAGAUGUUCAACGAGAUUUUCAAUUUCCCAACAGGGGUAGAAUUGCUUGGCGUCCCUGCUGUUAAGGAAGAUGGCGUCGCGAGUUCGAAACUCAACUCGAACAACAGCAACUGGAGAGGGGUUUCCAAUGGCCAUCAACAACAGUAUGAUUACUCAUACGGAUCAUUCAGUAAUGCUCAGAAAGAGGGAAAUUUAAAUAUGCAGGGCCUGGAUGCCAUGCAGUUGUACCCAGCAAAUGGAGGAGAGUAUUCCGGGCCUGCAAUUUCAUUCAAUUCCAACAGUGCUAUAGAUCGUCAUCAGAGCUCAGAGAUCAAUUCGAUGCAAUUUCAAAUUCCUGGCUUUGCCCAAUCCAUGGCGAACCAGGGCAUUUGUACCAUAGAGCAGGUGCCUUCUAGUGUAUCUUGGCAGAGCGGUGCGGGACUAAAUGAGCUUUUGCUUCUUCCAACUGGUAAUAAUGCCCAUGGAACCAGUUUGCUGAACAAUAAUAACCACCAAUUUGCGGCGCCGCAACAGCUCAAUAAUUCAGCAAAUUGGGGAAACAAUUCUGUACAGACUUCUUCUUCGCAGUGGUGUGAACAAUCUCCCAUGGAGACCAAACUUGGCGAAGGUUUUAGAAGGCGGGAUGACCGAUCUGUUCAAGGGCUUUCUUUAUCUUUGUCCUCGAAUUCGCAAGUUCAAGUUCAGCCAUUCGAUACCAACAGAUUAAUUCCUUCCCAUGACCUGGUUAAUCGGUUGCAAGCGAAUCCAGAUGUGAAGAACAAAUCGAUGGACGUUUUGAACGCUUCUAAAGUUGGGCUUUUCUCGCCUUUGUCGAGAUCAGAGGGGCUUUUGUCAGGGAAGGGAUAUUGGAAUCCUAAUUCGGGCUCCUCUGGGCAAUUUACCGGGUAUUUGAAGCACUCAAAGUAUAUGAAACCCACUCAGCAGUUGCUGGAUGAGUUCUGUAAUGUUGCAGGAAAAGGGGUGAAGGGGAAAGUUCCCAAACAGAACAAUCCGAAACCAGAGCGUGAAAGUUACAAUAUUAGUCGCUCAAUUGCUCAGAUGGGCCAGAAAGUUGAGCCUUCUGUUUCAAGGAGCGUUACUUCGACCGUGGCGGGAAGUGGAAUUAUAUCCAACGAUUCAAUGAAUGGCAAUCUCAUGAAUAAGGAUGGACCAAGUUUUUCAGGGGAUAGAUUUGAGCUCCGCAGGCGAAAAGCAAAGCUUCUGUGGAUGCUAGAUGAGGUAGAAAGGCGAUAUCGGCACUAUUGCGAUCAGAUGAAGAUGGUUGUUACCUCUUUCGAAUCUGCAGCAGGUGUGGGAGCCGCAACAACAUAUACUUAUCUUGCAGCCAAAGCCAUGUCCAGGCAUUUCAAGUGCUUAAAAGACGCAAUACUGGGGCAGAUAAGAUCAACAAACGAGCUUCUAGGUGAGAAAGAAUCAAGCGUUCCAGGCAUAACAAAGGGAGAAACACCACGACUGAAACUUAUAGAACAGAGCCUUCGACAACAGCGUACUUUUCACCAGGUUGGAAUGCUGGAACAGGACGCGUGGCGGCCGCAAAGAGGACUUCCCGAAAGAGCUGUUACAGUACUUCGUGCAUGGCUUUUCGAGCAUUUUCUCCAUCCGUACCCUUCUGAUGCUGAUAAGCAUUUGCUGGCUAGACAGACUGGGCUCUCCAGAAGCCAGGUUUCCAACUGGUUUAUAAACGCCAGGGUCCGGCUAUGGAAGCCAAUGGUAGAAGAGAUGUACCAGGAGGAAGCCAGGGAAGCUGAAAUGAAGGACCAAGAAACAAAUUCUAACCCAAAUAACCAUGGAAAGAACGAAGUGGGUGCCAUUGAAUCUAACAAAUCUUCAAAAGAAUUCAAGCAUGAUAUGCCCUUGGCCACACAUGAGACCUCUGGUGGAGGUAUAAGCUUAACCAUAGAAUCUCAAGAUGAAAUAUUUGAUUGCAGCACCUUGAGAGCAAGUGUACGCAAAGGAGAAGGAGGAGCAUCCAUGAUGGGUACAGUGGAGAGCAAGAAUACUAUAGAAAUUCAUGACCACCAACAAAACAACAAUGGAAGCAACAAGAUCGAUGGAGGCAAUUCUGGGGCAAUGGAUUUCUCUAACUACAACGCCAAUGGCAGCAGCACCAGUGGUAAUCUUUUUCACCAGCAAACCAUGAAUUCUACUUACUUUGGAAGUGGGGAUGUUUCACUCACUCUUGGACUACGUCACAGUGGUGCUCUUUCAGUAUCAGUAGCUGAUCAGGAAAAGUAUCACAAUGCUUUGUAUCUCCCAUGAUAAAAUCUUUGAUUUGAUCCAGUUAGUGAUAAUGAAUUUCAUGCCCAGUUUGAUCCAGUUAGAGAUCCUGCAUAUUCAAACUAACACUAGGUAAUGUAAUAUAUAUAUAUAGAUAUAUAAAUCUAUGGAACAAAUCCCUCACACAGUACCCAAAUAGAUGAUCUGAUUUGUCUAGCAGAGAUGGCAAGCUGUACCCAUUGAAUUGUUUUUCAUUCUGAGAUCGCAAAAUUUCUAAUGCCUCUUCUGCCAAACUAUUUAAGCCUAUACAGAAGAACCUUACAGAUUAUUAUACAUACAAGUCUCGCUAAUGUAAGUUAUUUUUUAA